This is a messenger RNA of Cercopithifilaria johnstoni, 1035 nucleotides long. NCBI's taxonomy places the organism in Eukaryota, Metazoa, Nematoda, Chromadorea, Rhabditida, Onchocercidae. The record is from the annotation of a GenBank genome assembly.
AUGGCUGAAGUACGUCUGAACGCUAUCCCGAGAAUAGCGGGAACGAAUAUGCGGUCACGUUAUCCAGAAAUAUCAGUGGGUUGUGCAGCGAUGGAUGCACUGAUGGGAGGUGGCUUACCACUUUCCUCACUUUAUAUCGUCGAUGAAAAUAAGAGUCGAGUCUAUGCAACUGUCCUUAGCAAAUAUUUCAGCGCUGAAGGUAUAUAUUGCGAGCACUCAUUAUUUGUUGCUAGCACAAGCCGCAAUCCACAUGAAUUACUGGAAGAUCUGCCGGAUCGAAUAAAUGUUGCGGGUGAUGAUGCUUUAAGGGAUGAUGUAGAGAGGCUCGAAGAUUCAACAAUGAAAAUUGCAUGGCGUUAUUCAACUGUACCGAAAAUGAAUUCAUCACUAUCUUGUUAUCGACAUGGAAUUUCACAGUAUGAUUUAACGAAAAGGAUGGAUCGCAAGAAAAUGGAGGCAUGCAGCAUUUCCUAUUUUCCUGACUACGCCAGACCACAGGACGAUUUAUUUAGUUAUAGUGAUCUUUAUAAACAGAUACGGCAGAAACUUAUAGAAGAUGAAUAUUCGCCUACUUCUUUGAAGUCGAAGAAAAGUGUCCUGCGUAUAAUCAUAGAAGGUGUUGGUGGUCCUUUCUGGCAAGAUCCUGAAAAUGAUAUAAAGUUCGUUGCUCAUUUGCGUACAAUAUUAUGCUCUUACUAUGCUGUCACGAUGUUAAUUAUUAACUCGAAUGGUAUACCGAAUGAGCGAAAGGAAAGACUGUAUGCAUACGGUGAUUUAGUGGUUCACUUGGAUGCUGUAGAAUGUAACAAUACUGUGGAGAAGUUUGGCGAUCGUUUUGAUGGUUAUUUUCGUUUAUUGAAGCUUCCAACCAUGGCAUCCAUGGCAACAUAUUGUCCAGCGAGUAGUGAUCUCAUUUUUCAACUACAGAAACGAAAAUUUGAUAUCAGAAUCUUGCACUUGCCGCCAGUAUCUGGUGAUAAUGAUAAAAAGGGAAAUUUUGGCCCAGACUGUCAGGAAAUUUUAAAAUCUUUUUAA